CCGGCUCUGCUGCCGAGACACUGGAGUUAACAAACACGGCUCGACUGUACGGUAAGAUCAUCAUUCAUCAUUCAUAUGCUAUCUGAACAAUGUAGCUAUCAUGACCUGACAUCGCUCGUUCAUUCAUCCCAUCAUCCACCUGGCUAUACCAUUCGGUGCCCUGGUAUAGAGCGGAGCUUGUCCUUUUCCUCCCACAACCCUAACCGUCCUCAUCUCACCCCCCCCCCCAAAACACGCCCCCAUUUCCGUCUCCCCCGAAGCGAGUCCGGCUCUUCGGAACGGCCCGGCUCGCCUCUCUAUUUGUCCCAUUUUUUUUCUUUCUCUUUUUGGGCUUUUAUGUAUAAGUCUGAUAGACGUAGCAGAAGCCGCCAAAGGAGUGACUAUUCUCGGAUAGAUGGCGGGCAUUCACGCCCAGCUGGUUCGGUCUUGCAACCCGGGAAGCGACUCCCAUUAGGGGAAGUUUGGUUGGAAACAACGUAAAACACGCAAAAUCGAUGGCUUAUCUGCGCACCACAAUACCCUGGCGGCGAACGGCGCUCCGGGCCCGUCGGUACUCCUCAUCGCUAUCGGACUCCGAGCAGCUGGCCUCGG
This is a messenger RNA of Aspergillus heteromorphus CBS 117.55, 591 nucleotides long. RefSeq lists its product as uncharacterized. The coding region runs from base 76 to 480 and encodes 134 amino acids. The transcript has a single exon. The record is from RefSeq and is a predicted model, not a curated record. NCBI's taxonomy places the organism in Eukaryota, Fungi, Ascomycota, Eurotiomycetes, Eurotiales, Aspergillaceae.